This is a messenger RNA of Phaethon lepturus (White-tailed tropicbird), 1056 nucleotides long. RefSeq names its product galactose mutarotase (aldose 1-epimerase) (gene GALM). Gene Ontology annotation, biological process: beta-D-galactose catabolic process via UDP-galactose, Leloir pathway; glucose metabolic process. The coding region runs from base 22 to 1056 and encodes 344 amino acids. Gene Ontology annotation, molecular function: aldose 1-epimerase activity; carbohydrate binding. The transcript has 7 exons. The record is from RefSeq and is a predicted model, not a curated record. NCBI's taxonomy places the organism in Eukaryota, Metazoa, Chordata, Aves, Phaethontiformes, Phaethontidae.
GGGACCAGGUUUUGGGGAGCAAUGACAGAAGUGAAGAGAGAGGCAUUCGGGCAGAUGCCCCCAGAAAAAGGAGGAAGCGUGGUGGAAAAGUUCAUCUUAAAGUCAGACACCGUGAAAGCAGAGAUCCUGUCCUUAGGGUGCAUAAUCACCGCUCUGGAGACAAAAGGCAGGGAUGGGAAGUUUUCAGAUAUUGUCCUAGGCUUUGACACUUUGGAAGGUUACACAAGGAAGCACCCCUUCUUUGGCGCUGUCGUGGGACGUGUUGCCAACAGGAUUGCGAAGGGGAGGUUCACUGUGGAUGGGAAGGAGUACCAGCUGUUCCUCAACAAUGGGCCCAACAGCCUUCAUGGAGGAGCCAGGGGAUUUGACAAGGUUCUCUGGAGCCCCCAGGUCCUCCCAAACGGUGUAUGCUUCUUCCGGCUCAGCCCUGAUGGUGAGGAAGGCUACCCUGGUGACCUGAAAGUCUGGGUGACCUACACACUCAGUGGUGGGGAGCUGGCCAUCAAUUAUCAAGCCCAGACCAGCAAGACAACACCCAUCAGCCUGACAAACCAUGCAUACUUCAACCUCUCAGGGCAGGGCUCACAGGAUAUCUACGACCACGAGAUUUCUAUUGAAGCAGAUUCCUCCCUGCCUGUGGACGACACCAAGAUCCCUACUGGGGAGGUGGCCACUGUGCAGGGCACCAGCUUUGAUCUCCGGCAGCCAGUGGAGCUGGGGAAGCACUUGCAGAAGUUUCAUCUGGAUGGCUUUGACCACAACUUCUGCCUUCAGCAGGCGCAGGCUCGACACCUUGUGGCCAGGGCUCGCCACCCACCCACUGGCAGGGCCAUGGAGGUUCACACCACCCAGCCUGGCAUCCAGUUUUACACCGGGAACAACCUGGACGGCUCCCUGAAAGGGAAAGGUGCCGUCACGUACCCCAAGCACUCAGCUUUCUGUCUGGAAACACAGAACUGGCCUGACGCCGUCAACAAGCCCCACUUCCCCAACGCCCUACUCCGGCCAGAUGAAGAAUACAACCACACCACGUGGCUCGUGUUCAGCGCUGCUUAA